Molecule: messenger RNA, 1722 nt
Organism: Chaetomium fimeti
Lineage: Eukaryota; Fungi; Ascomycota; Sordariomycetes; Sordariales; Chaetomiaceae
Product: NAD(P)-binding domain protein
Exons: 4
Coding region: 158-1618 (486 amino acids)
Source: RefSeq, a predicted model, not a curated record
GUUGACGUCAUCCAUCCCAUCUUCUGCAGAUAUAUAACUCGAACACAAGUCAUUCUACAGCUAGGCUUUCACCGUCUUCGUCUAUACUCGCGGAAUCUGGACAAGAAAACUGAAUCGCACAAAUAACUUUUAUCUAUACGACACAUCACCGUUCAUCAUGGCAUCCGCGAUUGUGGUUGGCGCAACUGGCAUUCUUGGCCGGGAGAUUGUGAAGGAACUUUCCCGAAAUCCAGAGGAAUGGACGACAAUUUAUGCCCUCUCCCGGAGCAAGAAGGAUGAGUACCCGUCGAAUGUUGUGCACAAGCACAUCGACCUCCUAAGCUCGUCAGACCAGAUGGCCAAGGACCUACAGGGAGUCGAAGCUGAGUACAUUUUCUUCGCCGCCUAUCUCCAGAAGGACACCGAGCAGGAGAAUUGGGAAGUCAACGGCGACAUGCUCUCCAACUUCCUCACCUCCCUCCAGCACACCAAAACCAAGCGCAUCCUCCUCGUCACCGGCGCAAAGCAGUACGGCGUGCACCUCGGCCCCCCGAAAAAACCCCUCCUCGAAUCCGACCCCUGGCUCCCGACGCCCCCCUACCCGCCCAACUUCUACUACCGCCAGCAAACCAUCCUCCACACCUUCUGCCACGCCCACCCGGGAAUCCACUGGACCGUCACCUACCCCAACGACGUAAUCGGCUUCGCCACCGGCAACUUCAUGAACCUCACCACCGCCGUCGGCCUCUACGCCGCCAUCACCCACGAACUCAACCAAACCCAAACCAGUCACCAACCCCCCAACCAAACCCAAACCACCCCCCAAACCACCACCACCCCCCCAAAGGGGGGUAGUCCCCUCCCCUUCCCCGGCUCCCCCACAUUCUACACCAGCCUCGACACCUUCACCUCGGCCGCCCUGCACGCCCAAUUCAGCCUAUGGGCCAUCCGCGCCCCGCGCGCAGCAGACCAGGCGUUCAACGUGGUCAACGGCGACGCACAGAGCUGGAUGGAGCUGUGGCCGCGCGUGGCGAGGCGGUUUGGGAUGGUUGUCCCAAAGGAUCAGUUCCAGGCCGGGGUGGGGGCCCGGGGGGUGGCGGCGGUUGGGGGGGCUAGUGGGGCCGGGGGUGGUGUUGAUGUUAGUGGUGCUGUUAGCAGUGGUGUUGGUGGUGGUGGUGUUAGUGGUGGUGUUAGUGGUGGUGUGGGUGGUGAUGUGAGUGGUGGUGUUAGUGGUGGUGUGAGUGGUGGGGUGCGGGCGGGGGAGGGGUGUGAGGGGAGGACGGAGCUCGGGGCCACGCCGCCGCUGAGCGCGGUUGCGGAGGAGGCUGGGUUGGUGGGCGCGGCGGUGGUGAAGGGGGGCGUGCUGGAGCAGAGGGUGAGUUUGGAGAAGUGGAGUCGGAAGGGGGAGGUGAGGGAGGCGUGGGAGAGGUUGGCGGAGCGGGAGGGCCUGCGGAGGGAGGCGUUUGAGCAGGCGACGUGGGCGUUUGCGGAUUUCGUGUUGGGGCGGAAUUAUGAUAUCGUGCAGAGCAUGAGCAAGGCGAGAGCCGCGGGGUGGACGGGAUACAAGGACACGUGGGAGGCCUUCUCGGAGGUCUUUGACGAGCUUGAGGAGGCGAAGGUGUUGCACAAAAUACGCUGAGCUGCGCCGGCUAUCGGUCGUCGUUGUUGGAGGCUAGCUGGUUGGAUGUCUGGGCGAUACGAUCUCACCUCAGUUCCUGGUUUCGUUCAGGGGUAAAGCUUUUU